Vicia villosa (hairy vetch) is the source of this 1472-nucleotide messenger RNA. RefSeq lists its product as uncharacterized. Lineage: Eukaryota; Viridiplantae; Streptophyta; Magnoliopsida; Fabales; Fabaceae. The transcript has 4 exons. Bases 135 to 1472 code for a protein of 445 amino acids. The record is from RefSeq and is a predicted model, not a curated record.
AAUCCAAAGAUGAGUUCUGUUCAGACUCAGAAAGAGAUGGAGCACCAUUUACAAUUCAUGCGAAUGCUGCAGGAAAUUCCGAGGAAUACUACGACAUCGGAGACCCUUUUAUCGAAUGUCGUUAUUGUAAAGCAAUGAUGUGGUAUCAAGAGAGGAUGCACAAGAGUUCCCAUUCCGCUAACCCGAAGUUUAUGUUGUGUUGUGGGAACGGGAAAGUUGAACUACCAAUGCUUAGACAACCUCCAGAAAUACUUGCAAAGCUAUUGCUUGAUCACGAGAAUGUUGUUAGCCGGAAAUUUCAACAACACAUCCGUGUUUACAACAUGAUGUUUGCAUUUACUUCACCUGGAGCAAAGUUGGACAAUCGUUUUAACGAUGGACGUGGGCCACUAACACUAAGGAUACAAGGUCAAUGCUGUCAUCGAAUCGGAAGUUUGUUGCCUGCUCAAGGUCAAAAACCGAAGUUUGCUCAAUUAUAUAUUUAUGACACGGAGAAUGAAAUUGAAAACCGAAUGCAUGGACUAAGGAACAAAGAAAACUUUGAUCCAGUGGUUAUCAAUCAGUUAUCCAAUAUGCUGUAUGAAUUCAAUCCUCAUGCUAAGAGUUUUCAGAUGGCAAAGCAAUGGUUGAAUAAUGGGGAAGCUCCAAACUUGAAGCUGCGACUCAUUUCUAACAGAUCCACUGAUGGGAGAGUGUAUAAUCAACCAACUGUAUCUGAGGUUGCAGCCUUGGUUGUCGGUGAUAUUGACACAGCUGAAAUGAGGGAUAUCAUAAUGCAAACAAAGGGAGGACGACUUCAAAGAAUCAACGAACUGCAUGCAGCUUAUAUGGCUUACCAGUAUCCUUUGAUAUUUCCUUAUGGUGAGGAUGGUUAUAGACCUGAUGUAGCAUAUAGAGACUUGCCUUUCAAAGAAAAUAGCAUAAGAAAUAGGCUUACAAUACGCGAGUGGCUUGCAUUUCGCAUUCAAACAAGGUUAACCGAAGCUAAGACUCUGCUAUCUUCUAGAAGGUUGUUUCAGCAAUUCCUGGUCGAUGGUUACACAACGUUGGAGUCCGAGAAACUAGAAUGGCUACGCAAAAACCAACCUAAGCUUCAGGUUACCAAGUACAACUCUUUAGAGAAAGAGGGCGAACAGAGUCAACUUCUAGGUGUAAGCAUAGGUAAGCGAGUUGUUUUGCCUUCGUCCUUUGUCGGUGGUCGUAGGUUUAUGGAUCAAUUAUACUAUGAUGGGAUGGCUAUAUGCAGUAAAGUUGGGUUUCCUGAUUUGUUUAUUACUUUUACCUAUAUGUACACCAUUGAGUUCCAAAAGAGAGGAUUGGCCCAUGCCCAUAUAUUGAUCUUUUUGCAUCCUUCAAACAAAUAUCCAGGACCCGAAGACAUUGACAAGAUCAUAAGUGCUGAAGUGCCCGAUCCGGAGACACACCCUCGGUUGUACAAUUUGGUGAAGGCUCACAUGGUUCAUGGUCCCUGA